This is a messenger RNA of Equus caballus (horse), 6202 nucleotides long. RefSeq names its product zinc finger and BTB domain containing 39 (gene ZBTB39). Gene Ontology annotation, molecular function: protein binding; DNA-binding transcription factor activity, RNA polymerase II-specific. NCBI's taxonomy places the organism in Eukaryota, Metazoa, Chordata, Mammalia, Perissodactyla, Equidae. Gene Ontology annotation, biological process: regulation of transcription by RNA polymerase II. The record is from RefSeq and is a predicted model, not a curated record. Gene Ontology annotation, cellular component: nucleus.
GGGGCGGCCCGGGCCGGCGCGGCGAGCGGCGCGGCGGAUGGAGAGUCUGGCCGCGGCCGGCGGCGCCGCCUCCUCGUCGGGCCGGGCACGGCGGGCCGGGGCCUUUGUGUGAGGCGGCGGCGGCGAUGGUGCUCGGGCCCCGCGGAGCCGGGUUAACUGUGCUGGUAAGGAGGCAACCUUAUAGGAGCUGCUAAGAUGGGCAUGAGGAUCAAACUGCAAAGCACCAACCACCCCAACAACCUGCUGAAGGAGCUCAACAAGUGCCGGCUCUCAGAGACCAUGUGCGAUGUCACCAUUGUGGUGGGAAGCCGCUCCUUCCCGGCCCACAAAGCUGUGCUGGCCUGCGCGGCUGGCUACUUCCAGAACCUCUUCCUGAAUACUGGGCUUGAUGCUGCCAGGACCUAUGUCGUGGACUUCAUUACCCCCGCCAACUUUGAGAAGAUUCUGAGCUUUGUCUACACAUCAGAGCUCUUCACGGACCUGAUCAAUGUUGGGGUCAUCUACGAGGUAGCUGAGCGUCUGGGUAUGGAGGACCUCCUCCGGGCCUGUCACUCCACUUUUCCUGACCUGGAGAGCACUGCUGUGGCCAAGCCCCUGACUGGCACCAGUGAGAGCCACGCUGGUACCCUGAGUUGUAGUGCAGCAGAACCCCCUCAGCCCCUUGGGGAACUCCGGGGCACUGGGGAGCACUUGGGUCCUGAUAGAAACUAUGUGUUACCUAGUGAUGCUGGAGGGAGCUAUAAAGAGGAAGAGAGAAAUCUUACCAGUGACACUAAUCAUAGUCUGCCUCUGCCACAGCAGCCACUGCCACCAAAGACAGAAGAUCAUGAUGCCCCUGCUUCUUUCCCGUCUGUUCCUAGUGUGGUGACGCAGCCAAUCCUAGGCACUGUCAGCAUGGGCAUCCAGACCAGCGCGAGCUCCUGCCAGCCGUACAAAGUUCAGAGCAAUGGAGACUUCAGUAAAAACAGUUUCUUCACCCCUGACAAUGCAAUAGACAUUACCACUGGGACCAACUCUUGUCUGAGCAAUAGCGACCACUCCAGAGAUCCAGGCUUUGGGCAGAUGGAUGAGCUCCAGCUGGAGGACCUUGGGGAUGAUGACUUGCAGUUUGAAGACCCUACCGAGGAGAUAGGCACAGCUGAGGAGGUGAUUGAGCUGAGCGACGACAGUGAGGACGAGCUAACUUUUGGAGAGAAUGACAACCGAGAGAAUAAAGCCAUGCCCUGCCAGGUGUGCAAGAAAGUUCUAGAGCCUAACAUUCAACUGAUCCGACAGCAUGCUCGGGACCAUGUGGACCUGCUGACAGGCAACUGCAAGGUCUGUGAGACCCACUUCCAGGAUCGAAACUCCCGGGUGACCCAUGUUCUGUCCCACAUUGGUAUUUUCCUCUUCUCCUGCGACAUGUGUGAAACUAAGUUCUUUACCCAGUGGCAGCUCACCUUCCACCGGCGGGAUGGAAUAUUUGAGAACAACAUCAUUGUCCACCCUAAUGAUCCCCUGCCUGGGAAGUUGGGUCUCUUUUCAGGGACAGCCUCUGUAGAGUUGAAAUGUGCCGCCUGUGGGAAGGCAUUGGCCAAAGAUUUCCACGUAGUUCGGGGCCACAUCCUUGACCAUCUAAACUUGAAGGGCCAGGCCUGCAGCGUCUGUGACCAGCGCCACCUCAACCUCUGCAGCCUCAUGUGGCACACGCUCUCCCAUCUCGGCAUUUCGGUCUUCUCCUGCUCUGUCUGUGCGAAUAGCUUUGUGGACUGGCAUCUCCUGGAGAAGCACAUGGCUGUGCACCAAAGCCUGGAAGAUGCCCUCUUCCGCUGCCACUUGUGCAGCCAGAGCUUCAAGUCAGAGGCUGCCUAUCGCUACCACGUCAGUCAGCACAAAUGCAACAGUGGUCUUGACGCGCGACCUGGUUUUGGGCUACAGCACCCAGCUCUCCAGAAACGGAAGCUGCCAGCAGAGGAGUACCUGGGUGAGGAGCUGGCUCUGCAGGGCCAACCUGGGAACAGCAAGUAUAACUGCAAGGUCUGUGGCAAAAGGUUUGCCCACACAAGCGAGUUCAACUACCACCGACGGAUCCACACGGGCGAGAAGCCCUACCAGUGUAAGGUGUGCCACAAAUUCUUCCGAGGCCGCUCGACUAUCAAGUGCCACCUCAAGACACACUCGGGGGCCCUCAUGUACCGUUGCACGGUCUGUGGCCACUACAGCUCCACCCUGAACCUCAUGAGCAAGCACGUUGGUGUGCACAAAGGCAGCCUGCCGCCCGACUUCACCAUCGAGCAGACAUUCAUGUACAUUAUUCAUUCCAAAGAGGCGGACAAGAACCCGGACAGCUGACUGGGUCCCAGCAGAGCCGGGGGAGCUCCCAGGCGGCAGCCAGGACAUUGGCUUUCUAGUGGCCGUUGGUCCCUCCCCAGCUGAAGUUCCAAUUUUGCCUUGCUACGACUUCUGUUCUGUUUUGUGUUAAAAGAAGAAAAAAGAAGAAAUAGCACAUGAGCUGUUACUGUUCUUGAGAAGCAACGGCCCUAUCAUGUUUACCUCCUUACCUGUUCUUGCCCACGAAGGGCUGUGUUUUUGAUUCUUUUGGGGCUGGUUUGGGGAUCUCGUCAGGCAGUUGGUGUUGACUAGAUCCCUUUCCCCAGCCUCUCAAGUUUUAGUUUACUGAUAGGUUUAUGCUGCUAAGAACCCAACCAGUAGCCUCACUAAAUAGAGGAGGUGGAGAGAGGUUUUCACUGUGGCUAUUACCAUCAGACCUCCCGCUGGGACACCUGCUCUGAGAGAGAUCUGGGGAAUGUGGUCAUCUGGAAAAGACGAGUCAGCAGGGCAGCUUGCUUUGGGUUCCAGGCCCAGCCCUCAGCCCUCAGCAGGGAAGGGGCCUCGGAGAUGGAGGUGCCUGCUGGUUUCACGGCUCUAAUCUGCUGAGUGGACAGUAAAAUCUUUUGGCAGCUAGAUCCAAACUGGGGACAAAGCUUUCUGUUUAGGUCAGAAAGCUUUGGGAUGAAUCCUUGCUAGCUGGGAGAGGUGUCCUGCAGGGCCGCCAGGAGUGGCAGCCUGGAUGGACGGGAACAGAGGCUUCUCUUUUCUCCUCAAUUCCAAAGAAACACGAUUGCAUGGAGUGAUGGCCCAGGACGUCAGCUCUUCCCUGUGGGGCAAAGAGGACAGGGAGCCACUGUGAUAUAGUUGUUUGUCAUCUGGCCACCUCCAUCGACCUUGAGUUCCCUGGUGGAGAGGUGGGGAUGUCUCUGACAGCAGCAGCCUUGCCUUAAUUUACAUCCAGUCUCCCACCUUAGAAGUCUAGUCUAGAUGAGAAAAGCCCAUGAGGUGGUGAAGUGGUGGACUGUGAGCCCUUCAGGAUUAAAGGGACCCCUCGAGUAACUGGUGGUGUGUAGCCAGAUGUGCGUUCUGUCUGUCCCAGGCAGAUGACCUGUUGUUUACUUUGUGUUAACUGGGCGGGAGCUUUGGCAGCUCACCUUUGAUCUGCUGGAAUUUACCCUGAUCUGUCAUUGCAUGGCCACCAGGGGGCGCCGUUGGAUGGCUGCUGGUUUGGGCGCUCCCCAGGUGGCCAGGGGAUGAGUCUGCCCAGUCCAGGGGGCUGGUUGGCUCCAUUCUUGGUUGGCUUUUGAGGAGGUCUUGCCCAAAGAAGGUUUGAGGGAGAAGGCCCUCGGCUCCCGCAUGCUCACAAGGUGGCACCGCAGUCACUCAUACUACCUCACCCUGCUCCGGCGAGCUCUGGGAGUCCUGGCCUCCGCCCUGACGCUGCCCCUGGUGGGACUCGGCAGCACCCCGGGCUGUUUCACAAGCAAGUGGUUUUAAUGAACUCACAGAGCCUCUUUGGACGUUAUAUUUAUUUAUUUUUGUUGUUGUAUGCAUAUUACUCAGCAUCUCGUUUGGAUAAGAGACUUUAGGAAAAUGAGUUUCUCCCCAGCAAGUAGCCAUAUUCCGGUGGAUAGUGCGGGCCAGAGAUGAGGGAAACGGGGUAGAACUAGGGGAGACCGUGUCAAGCCUCGAAACAAGCAGAUUCUUUUCUUUCUUUCCAGAUUGUCUCUUGCAGAAUAAACCCAGGGAACCCCUUAGGUAAUGGAUGUAAGUUCUGAGAAGUUGGGGCUUGUUAAAUUCCUAGGCCUUUCAACUCCGUUCCAUCCUGUGAUUGAGUAGAUUGGGGACUGGGAUGAGGGGAUCAAGUCACCUGAAGGACCUUUCUGCUGUUUUCCCAUCCUUCCUGGACUGGGGAAGCUGUAUUAAGACCCACAGGCAGGCGGAGCUGUGCCCCGGUGGGCCUGCUGCUGCUCGCCCGGCCCCAAGGUGAUGAUGCCUCCGAGUCAGAUGGAGUGCACCGCUCCCUGGUCGGAUGACAUUACGUGAAGGGACUUGUACAAGUGGCCACCUUUCACCCUCUAAACGCAACUUGUGGAAUGUUCCCUCGGGACAUUCUUGUCAGGAAAGUAGCGCUGAGGCUUCAUCCCUGACUGGCGCACGCUGACCAUUAGGAAUUUAAGAAGGAAAAUGUGUGGAACGCUGUGGUCCACGAAGCCACCGAGGCCUGAGUGACCCCUCGCAGGCUGGGUGAGGACUGCUGUUUGAAUGGCCGGGCUUGAGAGAGGCCAAACAAUAGCAGAGAAUGGAUCAGUGUGCUGGAGAAACGCUUCUCCUUAACAGAGGGUGUCAGGGAUGCUGGGUAGUCUGUAUACUUAACCUGAAACUGUGAAGUUUUCCCUUUUUGCCAGUAAACCAAAAAGCAAAUCCUUGAAACUCUGCCCCUGAAACACUAAACAAAAACCUGCACCCCCGAUCCUCCGGAGGCCAGGGGGCUGGAGAGGGUAGCCGGGCUGGCUGCAGUCAGACAGUCGCAGGGUCAGCAGCUCAUGUGGCUCACUGACCAAACCCUGUUCCUCCGCGUGUCCCUCACGUUCAGGCCUGACCCUCCCUCUGUGUGGAGUCGGGUUGGCUGCCUCUGCCCCCAGCUCACCCUUUUCCGAACUUUUACUUGAAACGCUAGACAGGUGAAGGGCACCCUAGGAUACCUGGUGGAAGGCAUUCAUUUUAUUUUGAGUUUUUAAUUUUUCAACCUUCUGUUCAUUUGAUCUUAAUGCCACUGAGGCCCUGGAGCCCCGUUGAGCACUGUCUCCUGCUGUAUUGUUCCCAGGUUCUGUUUGACCCUUAAAUGUCUUCACCUUUUUCCCCUUUUAUCUUGUUCUGUACUCAGGACUGGCUACACAAUUUGCAGAGCCCUUUGUUUAAAAAUUAUUAAGAAAUUUCCAGAUGGUGACUAUAGAGCGUUAAACCAAGCACAAGGCCAUUCCCAAUGUGUCUCCUGAGGGAAAAGGGUAAUGCUUUCCGGCAUGCUGGUGUAAACAGCGGAGGCUGCUUGUGGCCAGAGGAGGGGGUCAGUGUCCCGGCACUCCCAGCACCCUCAGCAAAGCUCUGCUGUGCCCUAGUAUUUGUUCCUAAACUGUAAGACUCCGUGGAGUCUCUAUAGUUCAUGGCUAGUUGGGGAGAAAGGAGGUGGGGUCCAGCCAAGGUGACCCCCAAGAACCAGGAAAUGGGUCAAAGUUCAUUUUGACUUUCUUCUCCCCAUCUGUCAGCACCCUUUGGUCUCCAGGACAAGGCUUUGGGCUUAAAUACCUUCUCCCCAGUCAGGUUUUGCUACUGAUGAAUUUUCUUCCACUUCUAGCCUCCUGCUGUGCUCUGUUCCCCAGACUACUCAACUCAUAAUGAAUUUACAUCCCUUUGUAGGUGGGCACUGAUUUUUUUGGCAUGGGAGUGGGCUGUGUGGCGAAGUCUGUGCCCUUCUGGGGGUCCUCACAUGUCCUUUGUCCUAAUCCUGCACUGAAUGAGCCAGGAAGCAGGGCACACAGUGUUCUUUUCAAUGUGAUCCUCAUCGUAAACUUAACAUCAGAAUGAAAAUGAACCUUUUGAUUUUGACGUUUCUUUAACACCCCUGUCUACCCUCUCACCUCUACUAGCUAAAGUCUCUUAUGAAACAGAGAAGAGUUAUUGACGUCUAACUCCUUCCAUUAAAUUAAGAAGUACUGACCUCCUAAUAUUUAAGUGUUUACUAUCUAUUGCUGUAAAGUUUUGUAUAUUUUGUAAACUUUUUUUCCCAAAUAGUAGAUGUUUAAAUCGUUGUACAUCUGAUUCUUUUAUAUUCCAUUGUUCAGCACAAAGUGUGGUUUUUAUUUAGAAUAAAAAAAGGACAUUUGAAAUGGGA